GGACCUCCGGCUGGUCCGGGUGCUGUUCGAAAUGACGUCAUACCGUACUCUGAUUUGUCGGCAUCGACGGCUAGCGUUAGUCGGUUGGCUGAUGCACUGCACUGCACUUAUUGUUAUAGUUACGAGUUUGUUCGCCAGUUUCCAGCCGACGUCUCUGUCCGCCGGCGACACUCUGCCAGCCGGGAUGACACCAGCGAGACACCGGGCCUGCAACCGCACCCUGGCCGCCGCCUACCACCGGCUGGCGCCGCGCGAGGAGGGCCCUGACGCCGACAGGUUCAGGAGGCGCGCCUGGGCGCUGCUGGCUGCUGCCGUCAGCGCGUGCAACACGCUGGGCGUGCCCCACUGGCUGGGCAGUGGCACCCUGCUCGGCUACAUUCGGCAAUGCGACCUGGUGCCAGCCAUGGGUGACGUUGAUUUAGAAGUGGCCGUGGAACCAUUUGUAAAUGGUAACGUCACCGUGACCCAACUGGUGGAAAUUUUAAACUCUGCCGGACUCCUGUUGGCGUCUAAACUCGGCCGGCUCAACGACAGCCUAGAAAUGGCGUUCAAGGACGAUGUCGGUACGAGAAUCGACGUUUUCUUUUCGUAUCCCGACGGAGAAAAUCGAUAUACCGCAGGAGUCGACUUCGAUACGCUGAAAAAAAUCAGAUGGGUGGACCCGGAAAUCACGCUCUGCUGGGGCACCCUGCACGGCCUGGUGGUGGGAGUGCCCUGCGACUCCCACGCCUACCUCGAGACCAGCUACGGGCCCAACUGGACACAGCCGCUGCCAUCGGGAAGAAACUGGGAUUAUAGAGUGGACGCUACAAACACGGUUAAUGCCGGACAAUGGAGCGAGAACGAGAGGAAUGAGGUUAUCCAGGUAUUCAUCAAAUAAUAGUGAUCUCAUGUAAUUGUAUAUAUGUUACAGUUAGUGUGCGAAAUCCGUUAGGUUGCAACGCAACUAGUUACGUUGUAAACUACCUAGUAAAUCGCCUGGUGUUUUGAAUGUAUGUUUGUAAGUGGUGAGCCACACCCACCAUGCUUGUGACGUUUCUAUUAAAUAAAAGUACGCCAAGC
Messenger RNA from Amphibalanus amphitrite, 1062 nucleotides. Its product is annotated as fukutin-like. Lineage: Eukaryota; Metazoa; Arthropoda; Thecostraca; Balanomorpha; Balanidae. The transcript is spliced from 5 exons. The record is from RefSeq and is a predicted model, not a curated record. The coding region runs from base 32 to 880 and encodes 282 amino acids.